Molecule: messenger RNA, 1023 nt
Organism: Otolemur garnettii (small-eared galago)
Lineage: Eukaryota; Metazoa; Chordata; Mammalia; Primates; Galagidae
Gene: ZNF114
Product: zinc finger protein 114
Source: RefSeq, a predicted model, not a curated record
AUGGUACAUUUCCAGGCCAGUGUGCCCACUGGGAGCCCAGACCUGAUGGAGCCCAUGAGAUUGGUGACACAACAUCACACCAAAGACAUAAUCCCUCCACAGGACAUUUUUGCCAAAAGAACAUUUCAUGAUGAGAACAUAGUAUGUCUCAUGAGCAGUAAUGUGUGGCCCUCCACAUUAGAAGACUGUAAAGUCCACAAAAUAGAGGAAUUGUGCAAGCAGAGAAAGCAAAAUGUUACACAAGUUGCAGUUUCCCAUGAGAAAGACAUAUUUCUAGUUAAAAUCUAUAAAUAUCACAAAAUGAGGAACAACUCUAAACCUAGCUCAAAGUUUGUGCCUUCACAGGGAGAUUCCAUGAGAAACUAUUUCCCAAAAUGUGACUCAAAUAUCUUGAAAUAUAAUCCGGACUUAAACAAUUGUUAAAAAACAUAUAAAGACAAUGAAUAUGAUAGAGUCCUGUGGCAGAAUGUCCAAUAUGUUUCACCACAUGGGAGAACUCAAACAGAGCUUAAGUAAAACACAGAGCUUGGCAAUUAGAACAAUGCACAUUAUAUACAUAAUAAAAUUGUCAGGGGAGCCAAGAUUCAUGAAUGGAAUCCAGUAGGAAGAGCUUUCCUUGAAGAUUUAUCCAUUAGGGCACACAGGUCUCACUUUGAGGAGAAAAUGUAUGAUUUUAGUAAGUGUGAAAACACCUUCAGAUGUGGGAAAGCCUUCAUUUAUCAGUUAUUCCUCAUGCGACAGAAAAUUCACACAGGAGAGAAACCCUAUAAAUGUAAGAUAUGUGGGAAAGCCUUCAGAUAUUCUUUACACCUUAAUAAACAUCUAGGAAGGCACAUUGUGGAGAAGCCCUAUGAAUGUAAGGAAUAUGGGAAAGCCUUCAGUAAGUCCUCAAAACUUACUGUACACAUAAGGACUCACACUGGAGAGAAACCCUGUAAGUGUGAGAAAUGUGGGAAAACAUUCAUAGAAUCUUCAGGACUUAAAAGCCAUCUCAGAACUCACAGAAAGAAAUCCUGUGAAUGA